This is a messenger RNA of Salvia splendens (bonfire salvia), 3383 nucleotides long. Its product is annotated as WEB family protein At5g16730, chloroplastic. Gene Ontology annotation, biological process: reciprocal meiotic recombination. The transcript is spliced from 3 exons. Lineage: Eukaryota; Viridiplantae; Streptophyta; Magnoliopsida; Lamiales; Lamiaceae. Bases 394 to 3153 code for a protein of 919 amino acids. The record is from RefSeq and is a predicted model, not a curated record.
UUUCACAGUUUAUCUAACCUGAGACCAGCUUUGCAAUGGAGGAAAAGCAGGGGUAAUAUGGUAAUUCCACGUCUAAUUAAAGAUGGUAGAGAAAAAAUAAAAGAGAAAGAGCAGCGGUUGUUUGAUUCAAUCUGCGACAAGAACACCCCAACUCAAAUCCACCUCCCCAAAUAUUUCCAUUCCCAUUUUUUUUAAUUUACUUUUUUCUUUCCUAUUAUCACUCUGUGGUAACUCCAGUCCAAGUACAGAUUUUGGAUUCAGGUUUAUUCCCAGAGUAUGGAGUCAUAAUUUUCACUUCUCUUCUCUUCCCUUCCACGAUGUCGACAUUAUAGAUAAACCCCAGUUUCUAAUCUUUUUGAAGGAAUUGCAGCAAUAGAUUCUCGAUUUUGCGCCAUGUCUGCUAAAUCGAAAUCUAGCUUAUCUGGAACUCCAAAUGCUAAAGGAUCACCGGCAACUCCUCGAAUCAGCAGGGGAGUUGCUAGGCCUAGUGGAGAAGCGAUUUCCUCGUUGCAAAAUGGCCGCCUCUCCAUGGAUCGAUCCCCGGGAUCAGUCACGCCCAAGGCUAAAAUGGAGAGGAUGUCCCCUAAGCCCAGCACCCCAACUGAUAGAAAGCCAACACGUAUGGUGAGGCCGUCUUCGGAGCUUCAGGUGGAGCUGAGUCAAGCGCAGGAGGAGCUGAAGAAGGCGAAUGAGAAGUUGGAUUCAGUCGAGAAGGAAAAGGCGAGGGCUCUUGAUGAGGUGAAGGAAGCCCAGAGAUUGUGUGAUGAGGCGAACAAGAAGAUUGAGGAAGCUCUGCAGGCUCAGAAACGAGCGGAGGAGAAUUCUGAGAUUGAGAAAUUUCGGGCGCUUGAGAUGGAGCAGGUGGGGUUUGGGGCGAAUCACGUGAAGGAAGAUGAAUGGCGGAAGGAGUUGGAGGAUGUGAGGAGCCAGCAUGCCGUGGAUGUGGCUGCGCUGCUGUCUGCGACUCAGGAGCUUCAGAAGUUGAAGCAAGAACUGUCGAUGACGUCUGCUGCGAAGAACCAGGCACUGAGCCAUGCUGACGAUGCAACAAAAAUAGCUGAGAUUCAUGCGGAGAAGGUCGAGGUUCUGUCUGCUGAAGUGAUCCGCUUGAAAUCUGAGCUUGAGUCGAGGGUGGAGAUGCAGGCCGUUGAGAACAACGAAUUGGUGUCAGGUUUAGAGUUGGAGAUGCAUUCUCUUAGACAAGAACUUGAACAAGCGAAGCUUUUUGAGGAGGAAUUGACCCGGAAAGAGGCAGCAAUGGAGCAACUCAAUGUUGAUCUCGAGGCUUGGAAGAUGUCUGAGUGUUAUGCGCAUAAUCUAGUGACGGAGCUUCAUCAACGAGUCGAGGAGCUAGUGUCUCAGGCUGAGCAAGCACGUGAAUCAGAAAAGUUGGCUUCAGAAUCUCUUGGAACCGCUGUGAAGAAACUAGAAGAGAAUAAUGAACAGCUGCAUGAAGCAAAGUCUGAAACCAAGGUGCUUAAGGAGAAGCUCGGUUUGUUGGAGUUCUCGAGCGAUAGACAGAAAGGUGACUUGGAGGAAACUGAGCGUAGUCUUCAGCGAGCUAUUGAAGAAUCUUCUGAACUGGUGAAGAAGGUUGAAGUGCUCGAGUCUGAACUCGAAGUCGCAAGAGAAAUGAGAAGCAUUGCAUUGAACAACGAAAACAUCGCUGCUGCUAGCCUAGAAACACUGUUAGAAGAGAAGAGCAAACUCGCUAAAGAGCUGGAAACAUCCAGAGACGAAGAGGAGAAAAGCAAGAAGGCGUUGGAGAGUUUGGCAUCAGCAUUGCACGAUGUCUCUUCGGAAGCAAGAGACGUGAAGGAAAAGCUAAUCUCUAGUAAAGCUGAGAAAGAGAGUUACGAAAGAGAAAUAGAGGAUCUGAAACUGUCUCUGAACUCAACGAAUGAGAAGUAUGAAAGUAUUAUCAAUGAUGCAAGAAAACAGAUUGAUGCUCUUACUGAUUCAGUCGAGGAGUUGAGGAACGAUUGUGGUAACUUGAAGGCCGAGUUGGAGCAGAAGGAGCUAAACUUGGUGAAUACCACGAGGAAAUCUGAAGAGGAGAAGUCCUACAUGGGAAACGAAAUAAAUAGGCUGAUGGAUUCAGUUGAACAGUCGAAGCACGAUUAUGGUAUCUUGGAGGCCGAGUUGGAGCAGAAAGAUCAAGAUUUGGUGAGCUCUGUUAGAAAGUUUGAGGAAGAGAAAUCCCAUAUGGAAAAAGAAAUGAGCAGGCUGAUUAAAUUGCUUGAACAAUCGAAUCUUGAUUAUGAUAGUUUGAAGGCCGAGUAUGAGCAAAAGGAGGUAGAUAUGGCGAACUCAGUGAAGCAGUCUGAAGAAGAGAAUGUUAGCAUGAAAAACGAAGUAAGCCGGCUGGUUAGCUUGCUAAAACUGGCGGAGGAAGAGUCGUCUGUUACGAGAGAGGAGAUAGGGCGGUUGAAUAAGUCCUUCAGCGAAGCUGAUUCAGAGGCGACGUACCUAAAGCAUGUACAUGGCGAAGCGAAGGAGGAGAAUGCGAGGCUGAAAGAGUGUUUAAAUGAUAUGGAAGGCCGACUGCAGAGAAUUCUUGCGGAGAAUGAGGAUCUGCGCAGAAGGGAAGCAGCAUCUCAGGAAAAAGCCGAGGAGCUAUCCAAGUCGCUCGAAGAAGCUCUGGCCAAGCAGGAGGAGAAAGAAAGUGGCGACCUGACGGACUGUGAGAAGGACUAUGAUAUGCUUCCGAAAGUGGUAGAAUUCUCCGAACCAAAUGGUACGAGAGACGUGAGGCGUGCAGCCGAGCCCCGGUCUCAACCAAACGAGCUGCCUGUCAAGGAGAAGCAGCAAGCUGAAGCUAACGAAGUCGAGAACUCGAAUGGGAAAUUAAAAGAUGGCGAACAAAACGCAGAAUCCACAGAAGUCGACCUCAAGAUGUGGGAAAGCUGCAAGAUCGACGCGAAGGACUUCUCUCCCGGGAGAGAAACGGAGCAAGAAUCGUUCGAGGAUGAGCUAGACCCGAAUGGGCAAGGCGCUGAUUUGUAUGAUCACGUUAAUGAGGCAGUGUCGGGUGAUAGCGCCGGGAACAAUGGGAGCCCACCUUCGAAGUCAGGCAGUCAGAAGAAGAAGAAGCCUUUGCUGCAGAAGUUUGGAAGCCUGCUGAAGAAGAAGGGUAGUAGCAAUCACAAGUGAUAGCAGACUUAUAUUAUAUCUCUGUUUUAGGGAGGUACAGUGAAUAUUUUUCCACGUGCAAUAUUGAAUUUGCUUUUGGUCAUUUGCUUCAUUUUUUGGUUCCAAUAUUACCCCUCUUAUUAUAGGUUUGUCCUGAAAACUUGAAACUGGAGAUUUGUAUCAUCAUCUUUAGCAUAUCAUUUGUCUGACAAUGUAAUGUGAUUUAUGUUGUGGAGAUACCCCUUGUCUUA